Messenger RNA from Sugiyamaella lignohabitans, 498 nucleotides. It is a transcript of the gene CGR1, whose product is annotated as Cgr1p. The record is from RefSeq and is a predicted model, not a curated record. The transcript has a single exon. The coding region runs from base 1 to 498 and encodes 165 amino acids. NCBI's taxonomy places the organism in Eukaryota, Fungi, Ascomycota, Dipodascomycetes, Dipodascales, Trichomonascaceae.
AUGUUUAGCUAUCUGUUAAAGAAAACCGGUUUGAAAUCAGACGACCAAGAGAAUCUGACUGACAACAAGAUGGCUCAAGUGGCUGAGAAAAAGGUUUCUCUUGAGACCAAGGGUACCCAAACUAGUAGCCCUCAAGUACAAUCUGACAUCAAGGAUGUUGUUGAUGCUCCUGCUCCAAGCAAGCCCUUGGGAAUGAGAGUUUCCGGCAAGCAAUGGAAAGAGUCUAAAAAGCCAUUAAGAACAAACGCUGUUGUCAAGACCGCUUGGGAGAAAAAGCGUUUGGCCCAAUUAGAAUUAAAGGCCAUCAAGGCAAAAGAGAAGGAGCUCAAGGAUGAGAAGCAGGCUGCUACUCAGGCUCGAAUCAAGGCCAUCAAGGAGAAGAAGGCUGCCAAGGAAGAGAAGGAGCGGUACGCCAAACUAUCUGAGAAAAUGCAUGCCAAGAGAGUCGCAAGACUAAGGAAACGUGAGAAGAGAAACAAGCUCCUCAAGGAGAGGUAA